AUGGGCACGGAGCCUGGGGGUGGGUCUGUGAAGAUGUCAGAAGGGGAAAAAACAAGGCAAUGGAAGCAAGAAGAGGAGCAGCAGCAGAAAGAGGAGCAGGAGGGUCUGAUCGAGUUCUACAGUUCCUACCAGGAGCUCUUCCAGUUUUUCUGCAGCAACACAACCAUCCACGGGGCCAUCCGCCUGGUGUGUUCCAAAAAGAAUAAGAUGAAGACAGCCUUCUGGUCCGUCCUCUUCUUUCUCACCUUCGGCUUAAUGUACUGGCAGUUUGGAAUCCUCUACAGAGAGUACUUCAGCUACCCUGUCAACCUCAACCUCAACCUCAAUUCCGACAGGCUGACUUUCCCAGCUGUGACUCUGUGUACCCUCAAUCCAUAUAGGUACAGUGCCAUCCGGAAGAAGCUAGAUGAGCUGGACCAAAUCACCCAUCAGACACUGCUAGACCUUUAUGACUACAACAUGUCUCUGUCACGGAGUGACUGGUCCGAGCCAGCCACGCAGAAGCGCAGCUCCAGGAGCCUGCUCCAUCACGUGCAGCGUCAUCCCCUGCGGAGGCAGAAGAGGGAUAACUUGGUCAACUUGCCAGAGAACAGCCCCUCAGUGGACAAGAAUGACUGGAAAAUUGGCUUUGUUCUGUGCAGUGAAAACAACAAGGACUGCUUCCACCAGGCGUACUCCUCAGGGGUGGAUGCUGUGCGGGAGUGGUACAGCUUCCACUAUAUCAAUAUCCUGGCACAGAUGCCUGAUGCCAAAGCCCUGGAUGAGUCUGACUUUGAGAAUUUCAUCUAUUCCUGCCGCUUCAAUGAAGCAAGCUGUGACAAGGCGAAUUACACCCACUUCCACCACCCCUUGUAUGGGAACUGCUAUACAUUUAAUGACAACAGCAGCAGCCUGUGGACAUCUUCACUGCCAGGGAUCAAUAAUGGGCUGUCUCUGGUGGUGCGCACUGAACAGAACGAUUUCAUCCCUCUGCUGUCCACGGUGACAGGAGCCAGGGUCAUGGUCCAUGAUCAGAACGAACCAGCAUUCAUGGAUGAUGGAGGCUUCAACGUUCGCCCGGGUAUUGAGACCUCCAUUAGCAUGAGAAAGGAGAUGACCAUGCGCCUGGGGGGCAGCUACAGCGACUGCACCGAGGAUGGCAGCGACGUGCCAGUGCAAAACCUCUACUCCUCCCGCUACACAGAGCAGGUCUGUAUUCGUUCCUGCUUUCAGCUCAACAUGGUAGAGCGCUGCGGCUGUGCUUAUUACUUCUACCCCUUACCUGCUGGAGCAGCGUACUGUGACUACACAAAGCAUAUAGCCUGGGGCUACUGCUAUUACAAACUCCUGGCUGAAUUCAAAGCUGACGUGCUGCGCUGUUUCCACAAAUGCAGGAAACCUUGCAAAAUGACGCAAUACCAGCUAUCAGCUGGGUACUCUCGCUGGCCUUCUGCUGUCUCAGAGGACUGGGUCUUUUAUGUGCUUUCACAACAGAACAAAUACAACAUCACAUCCAAGAGGAAUGGGGUUGCCAAAGUGAAUAUCUUUUUUGAGGAGUGGAACUACAAGACCAAUGGGGAGUCUCCAGCCUUCACGGUAGUGACUUUGCUGUCCCAGCUUGGGAACCAGUGGAGCCUGUGGUUUGGAUCUUCUGUGCUGUCUGUGAUGGAGCUGGCAGAACUGAUUCUGGAUUUCAUCGUCAUCACCUUCAUCUUGGCAUUGCGCUGGUUCCGUUCCCGACAGCAGCUCUCUGCACUGGGACCCCCGCAGGCCGGUCACGGUAAUGCCGCUUGCCACGCCGAGGCGCCGCCUGCCGGUGCCCCCCACCGCUUCACUGUGGAGGCUGUGGUGACCAUGCUGCCCUCCUACAACAGCCUGGAACCACGUGGGCCGAGCGGGGAUGGUGGGGUGGAACACGAGUGA
Messenger RNA from Indicator indicator, 1902 nucleotides. RefSeq names its product sodium channel epithelial 1 subunit alpha (gene SCNN1A). The coding region runs from base 1 to 1902 and encodes 633 amino acids. Lineage: Eukaryota; Metazoa; Chordata; Aves; Piciformes; Indicatoridae. Gene Ontology annotation, molecular function: ligand-gated sodium channel activity. The record is from RefSeq and is a predicted model, not a curated record. The transcript is spliced from 13 exons. Gene Ontology annotation, biological process: sodium ion transmembrane transport. Gene Ontology annotation, cellular component: membrane.